AUGCUCCACGUACUGGACCUUUCGGGUCAUCAUAUCAAGUCGUUUGAACCUCACACCGCAUCAAUCACGGACAUCUCGGUAGAUGUAAACGGCGAAUGGUUCGCCACAGCAUCGAUAGAUGGGCAGGCGGUUGUACACUCUUUAUCCACCCCCGAGUCGCAGACAUUCAACAUGAAGCGGUCAUUAAGAACCGUCGCUCUGGAGCCGAACUUUACGAAGAGCACCACGCGGUCUGUAGUAUGCGGAGGCAUGGCAGGAAAUUUGGUUCUGCAUGAAAAAGGAUGGUUGGGAUACAAGGAAACCGUCCUGCACACCGGGGAAGGUCCAAUCUGGCAAGUUCGUUGGAAGGGCCGAUUGAUCGCAUGGGCAAACGAUCUGGGCGUGAAAAUUUACGACACGAACUCGCAGACUCGCAUCACAUUCAUUGACAGACCCGCGGACAGCCCUCGAGCAGAUCUCUUCAAGUGCACUCUCCAUUGGCAGGAUGACUCAACGCUGCUCAUUGCUUGGGCUGAUCAGAUCAAGGUCGCUCGUAUCCGGGCCCGUCCUCGGACAGCAACUGCUUCAUCAUCGGCUAACUCGCCGCCCUAUCUAGUUGAGAUAACUGCAGUAUUUCAGCUGGACUGUAUGGUAGCAGGCAUUGUGCCGCAUCCCCUCUCCACAUCCUCCGCUGGAGCUGCUGGAGCGGCCGCCUCUCAUGCAGCUCAUGCUAUUGUUGGAGCGACUAGCUCUCCUACGACUACAACCAUACCCUCUCCAUCACUGACUGCUUUCCUCGUCCUCGCGUAUACUCCUCCCGACACAUUACUUUUAACUGGGAAUGAGGCUACGUCGGAUCGCGCAGAACAGGCUCGCAAGGCAGCCGAACGCCCUGAACUACGCAUUGUUUCGCGAGCAGGCGAAGAGCUGGCAGCGGACGCCUUAGGCAUAGCAGGCUUCGAGCGCUGGAGUUGUAAUGACUACGUACUCGUAGACAUCCAAGAAGACCAAGUCGCAGCGUCGCCAUCCGGAGCGUCCAGGGGACGGUUCUACAUGGUACUCAGUCCUCAGGAUAUCGUAGUAGUCAAGCCGCGCGACUGGCGGGAUCACGUAGCAUGGUUGGUGGAGCGGAAGAGAUAUGAGGAGGCCCUGGACGAGCUCGAACAUCAGGCGGCGAUGGGCGUAACUACGGGACCGGUUGAAGAAGCGAUUGAUGCAGUCCACAUCGGCCAAAGGUACAUUGAGCACUUGAUCAGCGAAGGUGAAUUCAUCAAGGCGGCGCGCCUCUGUCCUAAGGUUUGUGGACAGGAUACAAAGCGAUGGGAAGACUGGAUUUUCGUUUUCGCCCAGAAGCACCAACUUCAGGCCAUCAUUCCCUUUGUGCCAACGGAGUCGCCCACGCUCGGACACUUGGUGUACGAGAUGAUAUUGGCAUAUUUCCUGGCCAAUGACCGACAAGCACUGCUUCAAACGAUCAAGAGUUGGCCGAAAGAUAUCUAUGAUAUAUUUGCAGUCAUUGUCGCUGUUCAAGCCGAGCUUGAGCGAGCGCCUUCGUCUUCCUCCAUGCAAACAGCAGCACCCGAGAGUGCUAUCCUGAUGGAGUGCCUUGCCGAACUUUACACCAUAAACCGACAACCAGGAAAGGCGUUGCCAUACUUCCUCCGCCUCCGACGACCAAACGUCUUUGAUCUGAUUCGCGAAUAUAACUUGUUCACUGCAAUACAGGACCAAGCUCUCCUGCUUGUCGAGUUCGAUCAAGGGCUGAUCGACAAACGAAAACAAAUUGGGGAGGAAGUCGAUCCCGAGAACAGUACUGCCAUCAAAUUACUUGUUGACCACAUACACUCUAUACCCAUCGGCCGUGUUGUGCAACAAUUGCAAGUCCGGCCUUACUAUCUCUAUCUAUACCUGGACGCACUCUUCCACAAGGAUCCACACCUCACCUCUGAUUUCGGCGACUCCCAGGUCAAGUUAUAUGCCGAAUAUAACCCAGGUCAUCUGAUGGAGUUCUUGCGAGCGAGCAAUUACUAUAACCUGGAGAAGGCAUAUAACAUCUGCAAUGACCGCGACAUGGUCCCUGAGAUGGUUUUCCUACUCGGUCGCAUGGGUAACAACAAGAAGGCACUCACGCUCAUUAUUGAACGCCUUGGCGAUGUCAGCCGAGCAAUCGACUUCGCGAAGGAACAACACGACGAUGAUCUAUGGGAAGAUCUGCUCAAAUAUUCAGAGACUAGACCAACGUUCAUCCGCGGCCUUUUGGAGAAUGUCGGCGCAGAGAUCGACCCUAUUCGACUGAUCCGACGUAUCAAGAAUGGGCUUGAGAUCCCUGGGUUGAAGGGUGCAUUGAUCAAGAUCUUGCAUGACUUCAACCUGCAGACGUCUCUGCUCGAAGGAUGCCAAACUAUCAUGGAUGGAGAUGGCGCCGAGCUCGCCCGCAACCUGCACAGGAAUCAGACAAGCGGAUUCUUUUUGAGUGCACACACGCAUUGUCCUGUCUGUUCUUUGCCAUUGCAGCACCAGCUGCACGGCCUGACACUGCUAUUCCUCUGUCGGCAUGUGGUGCAUGCGAGCUGCGUCGUGGAUGAUGCAAGCCUCGCUGAGCAGCUGGAUCAUAGCCUGGUCGGCAUGGGCAUUGGCGGACAUCAAGGGAUCAGUGGAAGAAUUGCAUACACCGCAUUGGCUCGCGCGAGGAUCGAUAAAGGGUGUUCCGUUUGUCACAAGAAAGGGGAAGGUCAGCGGUUGUGA
Messenger RNA from Laetiporus sulphureus 93-53, 2724 nucleotides. Its product is annotated as vacuolar protein sorting-associated protein 41. The coding region runs from base 1 to 2724 and encodes 907 amino acids. The transcript is spliced from 14 exons. Gene Ontology annotation, cellular component: late endosome; HOPS complex. The record is from RefSeq and is a predicted model, not a curated record. Lineage: Eukaryota; Fungi; Basidiomycota; Agaricomycetes; Polyporales; Laetiporaceae. Gene Ontology annotation, molecular function: protein binding. Gene Ontology annotation, biological process: protein targeting to vacuole; macroautophagy; cellular response to starvation.